This is a messenger RNA of Phytophthora sojae, 534 nucleotides long. RefSeq lists its product as hypothetical. The transcript is spliced from 2 exons. The annotation marks the transcript as partial. The record is from RefSeq and is a predicted model, not a curated record. Lineage: Eukaryota; Oomycota; Peronosporomycetes; Peronosporales; Peronosporaceae.
CACAAGUACCUGGACGCGUACUCGACUGCAACGUUCCAGCUCUACCGAGUUCGUACGACGUACUCGGUGCGUUCACGCAACGUCCGUCUUCGUCAGCUUGCUGCGAGUCGAGGCCUUGCGGUGCCCCACGUCGUCCCGGAAGAGCACGAAUGGUACUCCAAGACGUUCUUGUGUACGCACGGCUGGAAGCGCCGCAGUCGUGGCAGCGGUCAGCGAGUGAGUCACAACGUCCGGGCCACCGAGUGUCCUGCCAAGGUGUGCGCCACGCUUCAGCGCACGGAUGGCGCCAACACUUGGAGUGUCGUGGUCACGAAGCAUUUGGUAGAGCACAACCACGAGCUCUCGGAAGCGCUCUACCAGCAGUACAGCGAGGUUCGACGCGUACGUGACCCUGAAGUCCUUGCACAAGCGGAGCAGCUGUGGCGCGGCGGAGCUACUCGUCGCCGCGUGUUCGAGUUCCUCAAGGAGCGGUCUCCGAACCACGUCAUUCUCAUGAAGGACGUGCACAACCUUGUGCAGCGUUGGCAAGCGCAA